AUGUCCACCGCCUACUACAUCUCAUUUGCAAUAUCUGCAAUCAUCGGUGGCUUGUCCGUCAUUGCCCUGGGCCGCGUUUGGGGCUUCGUCGUGUGGCUGGCCAAGAGGUCUCUUGAUAUCAUACCCACCCGCUAUCAGCCCGCCGAGAAGCCAGAGGAUGAGCACAUCCAAAUUCUAGUGGUGGGCGAUAUUGGCAGAAGCCCACGGAUGCAGUAUCAUGCUCUUAGCGUUGCAAAGCACGGAAGAAAAGUUGACAUUGUUGGAUAUAAAGAGACGGCCAGGCAUCCUGAUCUCAUCGGCAACCCCAACGUCACUGUCUAUCCUCUCGCUCCUCCGCCGGAAUGGAUUGCAUGGGAAACGCUUCCCUUUUUUCUCAACAUCCCCUGCAAGGUCAUUCAGCAGUUCUGGACCUUAUUCGUAACGCUCAUGUACACCGCUCCCCCGGCUCAAUGGAUCAUCAUUCAGAAUCCCCCUUCCAUCCCCACGUUUCACGUGGCUCUACUUGUUUCCUGGCUUCGUGGUAGCAAAGUCAUCGUCGACUGGCACAACUACGGCCACACUAUCCUUGCGCAAAAGUCUCUCCUCCGAAUCUUUGUGCCUUUCUACAAGUUUUACGAGAUCAGACUAGGCAAAUAUCUAGGAAAUGCGAACCUCGCAGUCACAGACGCCAUGGCGAAGCAACUUCAAGCCGGCGGCCGAUUUAACCUCAGGAACCCCGUCUACACACUUCACGACCGGCCAGCCGAAAUCUUCCAGCCCAUCAUCGCUCCAACAGCACGAUUGGAGUUUCUGUCUCGCCUUGCAGAGACCAAGAGCCAUGCCAAGAAUAUCGUCGAUGGAUCUCUCCGCCUGGUCGUAAGCAGCACCUCCUGGACGGCAGACGAAGACUUUGGCAUGCUGCUUGAUGCUUUGGUCGCCUACGCUACGCCUUCCUCAGACCAGGAAGAUGUCCCUCCCAUCUUGGCCAUCAUCACUGGUAAAGGCCCCCAAAAGGAAGCCUACCUUGAAAAGAUCAAGGAACUCCAAGAUGGUGGCAAACUUCCCGGUAUUCGAAUUCUCAGUGCCUGGCUUUCUAAUCGUGACUACGCCUCACUUCUCGCCUCUGCUGAUCUUGGCAUCUCUCUCCAUAAAUCAAGCUCUGGAGUCGAUUUACCAAUGAAGGUGGUGGACAUGUUUGGGGCAGGACUUCCCGUAGCUGCGUAUGCCGGGUUUGAGAGCAUUGGGGAGCUGGUAAAGGAGGGGCAGAACGGAUGUGGCUUUGAGACGGUGCCCCAGCUCACCGAGAUUUUGAAGCGGCUGUUGAGCCUCGAGGGUGCACAAGAGCUGGCCCAUUUGAGGAGAGGUGCCAUUGAGGAAGGCUCACGGCGUUGGGACGAAAAAUGGGACAGUGUCGUGGGGCCAUUGAUAGGGGUAGCCAAGUAG
Trichoderma aggressivum f. europaeum is the source of this 1422-nucleotide messenger RNA. RefSeq names its product CAZyme family GT33. Gene Ontology annotation, molecular function: mannosyltransferase activity. Lineage: Eukaryota; Fungi; Ascomycota; Sordariomycetes; Hypocreales; Hypocreaceae. Gene Ontology annotation, cellular component: endoplasmic reticulum. The coding region runs from base 1 to 1422 and encodes 473 amino acids. The record is from RefSeq and is a predicted model, not a curated record. The transcript is spliced from 3 exons.